Molecule: messenger RNA, 718 nt
Organism: Sodiomyces alkalinus F11
Lineage: Eukaryota; Fungi; Ascomycota; Sordariomycetes; Glomerellales; Plectosphaerellaceae
Exons: 2
Coding region: 53-718 (221 amino acids)
Biological process (GO): copper ion transmembrane transport
Cellular component (GO): membrane
Molecular function (GO): copper ion transmembrane transporter activity
Source: RefSeq, a predicted model, not a curated record
AGCCCUUGCGUAAACCAUCCACCAUCGCCAAUCCAGAGCUGGGCUGCGUAACAUGGCGUACCACCACCUCAUCACGCGCAACCUCAAGCCGAUCACCCUCGCGGCCAUGUUCCACAGCACCCCCAUCGCCCUCUUCUUCCCCCACGACCCCGAGUACGCCUUCUGGGUCAACUGCGUCUCCGUCGCCCUGCUGGCCCUCUUCCUGCGCCUCCUCCUCGCCUUCCGGCCCGCGCUGGAGAGGACCGUGUGGUCGGUCGCUGCGCUGCGGGCGACUCUGAGAGUAGGCCCCGUCCCCCGAGAGGGCGAUGAUGGUGGUGAUGAUGAUGGUGGUGGUGGUGGUGGUGGUGAAUCUGGUCGUGAUGAGGAUGAUGAUGAUGAUGAUGAUGUCGAGUUCCGCGGAACUGAUGAUCCAACUGCGAAACAGAGGCACAGUGUUAGGACGCUGCCUUGGGCCUUGAAGCCCUUUGGCACUGCACCGCUGAGCCACGUCGACGAGGCUGCGCGGAUUUCCAUCCUGCGCGCUCGCCGUGCUAUGUAUGAGGUUCUCAUUGCCUUUGUGGGGUACCUGGUUUUCAUUUCGAUAUUGUCAUUGAAUAUCGCUUACUUCGUUUCGGCACUCGUUGGUCUUUUCUUCGGGAAUCUCAUGAUAGGCAGGGAUGAUAUUGACGAAAGUAACCCUCCGCCAGCUCAUUUCCAGUCCUACAGUCGUCGGCGAUAG